GCAUUUCGUAGUGAUUUUAUUUCUCAACGAUACCAUCAACUGAUCCUUCAAACAAAAAAUUCCAGCUUACCCGCUGACCAUGCAAGGUCUUGUGCAUUACUCUGACGACUCCUCACCAGAGGCACGAGCUGGGCCAUCCCGGCUGAGACAAGAAGGAUUGACAGCUUCACCGGUAGUAAAACACGGCCCAUCAUCAAGAACCAGAAUCUCUUCGGGAGACGUAUUUAACAAGGUCUUCUCAGCGCCGUCCGCGGACUCCAGACCGACCAAACGUCAACGUCAAUCACCACUGGCACUACCACUACCAUCCACUCGCGCACAGCCAUCCAGCCAUUCUUUACCCCAAAACCUCACGCAUACCGCCCAAUCCGAGUUGCCAAAGCCCGAAAGGGGCGCAUCAAAUGGUGUUAAAAAUUCCAUUCUGGACAAGGCGCGUGAACAGGGUUUGAGUGAUGAUGAAAUCUUGAGAAUGGUGAUCACCCCGGCGGAAAUCGAAGGUGAUGAAGACUGGGGUGUCCCCCCCGAAGUCGAUCCGGCGGAGUGUGACCCCAAGCUAAAGGCUAAAGUGGAACAUUUCCUCAAGCUCAAAUAUACCCAAGGAGAACAUAUCAAUACUCGGCUCUUAUCUUCUUCUGCAUUCGCUAACCCUCAUAUAUAUACUAAACUUGUCGAAUUUGUCUCCAUCGACGAACGAGCCACCGCAUUUCCUUCCACCGGCUGGCUCACUCGUCGCGGCCUCGAAUCUACCAUUACCACAUACGGCCCCGCCGCACUCUCGGCAGAGCAGAAACGUAAAGAAGAAGCUGUAAAAGCUACACAAGUACCAGGCGCGAGGAAGGAGAUUGGGUUUGCGAAAGGGAGAUACUCGGAUGAUGGACGUAGGAGGGACCACCAUCAUGAUAGAGAAGGGAAGGAGGCAGACAGACACAGGGAUAGGGAAAGGGAGAGGUACAGAGAAAGGGGAGAGAGACACAAGGAGCGAAGAAGGGAUAGACGAUGAAUUCCUUUAAGAAUGUAUUAUGCAACACCCCAGCAGCACCGGGAAAAUACAUCCCUACUGUUAUACAGCA
This is a messenger RNA of Cryptococcus deneoformans JEC21, 1070 nucleotides long. RefSeq names its product expressed protein. Gene Ontology annotation, biological process: regulation of DNA-templated transcription. Bases 80 to 1000 code for a protein of 306 amino acids. Gene Ontology annotation, cellular component: nucleus. Lineage: Eukaryota; Fungi; Basidiomycota; Tremellomycetes; Tremellales; Cryptococcaceae. The transcript has 6 exons. The record is from RefSeq and is a predicted model, not a curated record.